AAUGGAAAAAAGGGAGAGGAAAUCCGAAAAAAAAGGAGAGACGUGAAUGGCAUCAAUUGUGAGUGAGGCCUAGCUGUGACUACCAAACAAACGGACGGUGGAGAGUGUAGACAUCACUCUGACUCUCUCUCUUCCCCAUCACUUUUCUUCAAACCUCUCUCUCUCUCUCUCUCUUUACUAUUUAUUAUUUAUUUCCUUCUCAAAGACUCCAACAAACUACUACACAACAAGAAAGAAAACCUAAAAUAAAAUAAUAAAAAUAAAAAGAAAAAGGAAAAGAAAAGAGAGAGAUCCACCCCCACACCAUCACAGAAGAGAAAGAGAAAGAAAAGGAAGAACAAAAAAAAAUGUCGUGGCAGACAUACGUGGAUGAGCACUUGAUGUGUGACAUUGAUGGACAAGGCCAGCACCUAGCUGCCGCUGCCAUCAUCGGCCACGAUGGCUCUGUCUGGGCGCAGAGCUCUAACUUUCCUCAGUUUAAGGCAGAGGAGAUAAGUGGUAUAAUGAAGGAUUUUGAGGAGCCAGGUCAUCUUGCUCCUACGGGCUUGCAUCUUGGUGGCACUAAAUACAUGGUCAUCCAAGGAGAGGCCGGAGCUGUCAUCCGUGGAAAGAAGGGAUCUGGAGGUGUCACCAUAAAGAAGACUAGUCAAGCUCUAGUUUUCGGCAUCUAUGAAGAGCCUGUGACACCAGGACAGUGCAACAUGGUUGUUGAGAGGUUGGGAGAUUACCUUGUUGAUCAGGGCCUGUAGGCCAAACUCUUCUAUAAUUAUUUGAGUAUUUCUUGUGGGGGGUACAAACAACUGUUGUCUCUUUUCUUUUGUUUUCUUUCCUUUUGAUUUCAGUCCCAAGUUUGCACCCUCUUCUUCAUUUGAAAGCCUUAAACUGGCAGUGAAGUUGUCGCAAACAAUAACCAUGUGAGAACUAAAACAGUUGUUUUGUUGUUUUGUUGUUUGAAUUGCAUUAACUUUGAUAUUUUUUUAUUAUAGAUUUUUCGUGUAAUCCUUCUGGAUUUUUGUGGUCUGUCUCUCAUUGUUACUUUUAUCAUCAUUUCUGAAUGUCUGUAAAAUGAGCAAAAUGAAUUGAUGUUGGGAUUAUGCUGAAA
This is a messenger RNA of Quercus lobata, 1102 nucleotides long. It is a transcript of the gene PRF4, whose product is annotated as profilin 4. Gene Ontology annotation, cellular component: cell cortex. NCBI's taxonomy places the organism in Eukaryota, Viridiplantae, Streptophyta, Magnoliopsida, Fagales, Fagaceae. The record is from RefSeq and is a predicted model, not a curated record. Bases 348 to 749 code for a protein of 133 amino acids. Gene Ontology annotation, molecular function: actin monomer binding. The transcript has 3 exons.